AUGAAGGAGUGGAUCGGAAACCUGGAAGAUUACUACCAUUUUUAUCAUAGCAAAACCUUUAAAAGAUCGACUGUGAGUAGCAGAGGCCCUCACACCUUCCUGAGGAUGGACCCCCAGGUGAGAUGGCUCCAACAGCAAGAAGUGAAACGCAGGGUGAAGAGACAGGCUCGAGGCGACCCUCAGGCCCUUUAUUUCAACGACCCCAUUUGGUCCAACAUGUGGUACAUGCACUGUGGCGACAAGAACAGUCGCUGCCGAUCAGAAAUGAACGUCCAGGCGGCUUGGAAGAGGGGCUACACGGGGAAAAACGUGGUGGUCACCAUCCUCGACGACGGCAUCGAGAGGAAUCACCCCGACCUGGCCCCGAAUUAUGAUUCUUACGCAAGCUACGACGUCAACGGGAAUGAUUUCGAUCCAUCGCCACGAUAUGACGCCAGCAAUGAAAAUAAGCAUGGCACGCGUUGUGCAGGAGAAGUGGCUGCCUCAGCCAACAACUCCUUCUGCAUCGUGGGCAUCGCUUACAACGCCAAGAUAGGAGGUAUCCGGAUGCUGGACGGGGAUGUGACAGAUGUCGUCGAGGCCAAGUCUCUGGGCGUCAGGCCCAACUACAUCGACAUUUACAGCGCGAGCUGGGGGCCAGACGAUGACGGGAAGACGGUGGAUGGGCCCGGCCGGCUGGCGAAGCAGGCCUUUGAGUACGGCAUUAAAAAGGGCCGGCAGGGCCUCGGCUCCAUCUUUGUCUGGGCCUCCGGGAAUGGCGGGCGAGAGGGGGAUUACUGCUCAUGUGACGGCUACACCAACAGCAUCUACACCAUCUCCGUGAGCAGCACCACGGAGAACGGCUACAAGCCGUGGUACCUGGAGGAGUGCGCAUCCACCCUGGCCACCACCUACAGCAGUGGAGCCUUCUACGAGCGGAAAAUCGUGACCACGGAUCUGCGGCAGCGCUGCACGGACGGCCACACCGGGACCUCCGUCUCAGCGCCCAUGGUGGCGGGCAUCAUCGCCCUGGCCUUAGAAGCCAACAGCCAGUUAACCUGGAGGGAUGUCCAGCACCUGCUGGUAAAGACGUCAAGGCCGGCCCACCUGAAAGCCAGUGACUGGAAAGUCAACGGUGCGGGUCAUAAAGUUAGCCAUCUCUACGGAUUCGGCUUGGUGGACGCAGAGGCCCUGGUCAUGGAGGCGAAGAAGUGGACGGCGGUGCCGGCACAGCACAUGUGCGUCGUAGCUGCGGACAAGAGACCCAGGAGUAUCCCCCUGGUGCAGACGCUGCGGACCACCGUCCUGACCACGGCCUGCUCCGACCGCUCCGACCAGCGCGUGGGCUACCUGGAGCACGUGGUGGCCCGCAUCUCCAUCUCCCACCCGCGCCGCGGAGACCUCCAGAUCCACCUGAUUUCGCCCUCCGGGACCAAGUCUCAACUUUUGGCAAAGAGAUUGCUGGACCUCUCCAAUGAAGGGUUUACGAACUGGGAGUUCAUGACUGUGCACUGCUGGGGAGAAAAGGCUGAGGGGGAAUGGACCUUGGAGAUCCAAGACAUGCCGUCCCAGGUCCGCAACCCGGAGAAGCAAGGGAAACUUCGAGAAUGGAGCCUCAUCUUAUACGGCACAGCCGAGCACCCCUACAACACCUUCAGUUCCCACCAGUCCCGCUCUCGGAUGCUGGAGCUCUCCACCCCAAAGCUGGAGCCCCCCAGGGCUGCGGUGCCGCCGUCCCAGGCCGAGAUUCCCGAAGACGAAGAGGAGUACGCAGCUCCUUCCACCCACGGCUCUCCCAAUAUCUUACAGACCAGUACAUGCCAUCCCGAGUGUGGUGCCAAAGGCUGUGACGGUCCCAACGCAGACCAGUGCUUUAACUGUGUCCACUUCAGCCUGGGGAGCGCCAAGACCAGCAGGAAGUGUGUGAGUGUGUGCCCCUCGGGCUACUUUGGGGACUCCGUCGCCAGACGCUGUCGCCGGUGCCACAAGGGAUGCGAGACGUGCGUGGGCAGGAGCCAGACCCAGUGCCUCUCCUGCCGCCGGGGGUUUUAUCACCACCAGGAGACAAACACCUGUGUGACGCUCUGUCCUGCUGGGUUUUAUGCUGACGAAAGUCAGAAAAAUUGCCUUAAAUGCCACCCGAGCUGUAAAAAGUGCAUUGAUGAACCCGAGAAAUGCACAGUCUGUAAAGAAGGGUUCAGCCUUGCGAGGGGCAGCUGCGUCCCAGACUGCGAGCCUGGCACCUACUUUGAUUCUGAGCAGAUCAAGUGCGGGGAGUGCCAUCCCACCUGCCAGACCUGCGUGGGGCCCAGCCGGGAAGAAUGCAUUCACUGCGCACCCAGCCUCCACUUCCAGGACUGGAAAUGUGUGCCAGCCUGCGAUGAGGGCUUCUACCCUGAGGAGAUGCCGGGCUUGCCCCACAAAGUGUGCCGAAGGUGUGAGGAGAACUGCUUGAGUUGCGAAGGCUCCAGCAGGAACUGCAGCAAGUGCAAGGCGGGCUUCACGCAGCUGGGCAGCUCAUGCAUCACCAACCACACGUGCAGCAACGCUGACGAGACCUUCUGUGAGAUGGUGAAGUCCAACAGGCUGUGCGAACGGAAGCUCUUCAUUCAGUUCUGCUGCCGCACGUGCCUGCUGGCCGGGUAGGGGUCCCGGCCACCCCCAGAGGCAGGGCCCCCCUGUCCAUCCGUCCUGCUGCCUUUCUCCAGACUGUAGGCCAGAGCCUGUUUCAGGGGCGGUACCCUGCAUCUGACAGCUUUAUCUCCCCAGGAGCACGGUCCUCCUGCCCCAUCUCGGGGCCCCCCAACCUGGUGGGUGGUGGGGCUGAAGGACGUGUCCUUAAAACAGCGACAGCCUUUCAGACUCUGUUUGCUGGCUCCAUUCUACUGCCCAGCUCCAAACAGGAACCAAAUGAGGGUCGGGACUCCACAGCGCCAGCCUCGGAUCAGCUUCUGGGACCAUAAGUUUACUGA
Messenger RNA from Condylura cristata (star-nosed mole), 2951 nucleotides. RefSeq names its product proprotein convertase subtilisin/kexin type 6 (gene PCSK6). The record is from RefSeq and is a predicted model, not a curated record. Bases 1 to 2625 code for a protein of 874 amino acids. The transcript is spliced from 22 exons. Gene Ontology annotation, molecular function: serine-type endopeptidase activity. Gene Ontology annotation, biological process: peptide hormone processing. NCBI's taxonomy places the organism in Eukaryota, Metazoa, Chordata, Mammalia, Eulipotyphla, Talpidae. Gene Ontology annotation, cellular component: membrane; cell surface.